UUUCAUUUAUUUUGCUUUAUUUUAUUUUUUUGUUUUAUUUAUUUUUAUUUUUUUUUUACUUUUUUUUAGUAUUUUAUUUUAUUUUAUUUGUCUGACAUAGAUUUAAAAAUUGCUGAAGAAUUAAGAGUGAUGUUUCUGUCACAAAUCAAGCUAAAUAUGCCUCGUGUCAUAUGCACUAAACGUGAGUAACACGAUUGAUGGUAAUAAAUAAUUGAUUUUACAGUUUCAAUACCAGAAUUAUUUCCAUAAAAUCAUCUCAACUUCUCAACAGCCGUGGUGACGGCAAGUCAAAAUGUAUUUUGUGAUUCUUGUUUUUCUGUGAUGUAUUCUAUGUUUGUCUUCAGCUUUCAUAAACCUGUCAAGUUUUUUUCCGUUUGGAUUUCCAAUGUGUUGCAAACUUCAUGAUCACAAGUUCAUUUUGUGUCUAUUAAAUAUUCAGUGUAAUUUAAAUGUGAGUCCUAACAGUGUUGUAUCAUCAUGUUUACAUUGUAAUCUGAAAAAAGUUCAAAUACAAACGCAGUUUUCCCACUCAUUUGUCAUUUUCUAUGGGGUUAUAACCGUUAUAUGCAUAGAAAAGCAAAUGCAGUAUAUUGACAUAUUUUUAUAUCUUUUAACUUUUUAUUCCAUUUUUAUCUAAUCUAUUUUCAGCAAAUUAUUAACAUUUGUUUGUUUAUCCGUCCAUCGUGUGAAUUCUUCACAGAAGUGGGCUUGGAACCUGUUUGCUGACAGUGAAAAGCACUAAUCCGUCCUCUGUCCCGCCAGAAAAUAUCAUAUAUCAGCACGUCAAUUAGUUCAAAUUCUAAUACACAAGCAAAUAAUUGUAUAAUUGAGGAAACUUGCAUUUCUGAACAGCCUAUUUGGAAAUGAAGAUCGCGAGUUUUGUGUGACAGUCGCUUUUUGAGCAUUCAUCUCAAACUGUGAUAAUUCUGCAGUCCAGCUAGUUAGUUUGAGAUUGUAGUUUCUCUUAAGGAUGCCAAAACUUACUUACAUUUGCUGGUUUGCACUCUAAUAUCCCUCGAGACAGUUCAAGUGUCAGCAUGGGAUGGUUUGUUGUGGAGAUGUAAUGGCAAAAGUGGCAUUAAGUGAUGCUUAAAUUAACACUGGUAAAUGAGUGUCAGCAGCUGUGGAUGUGACAUUUAUAGUGCAAAACCUCUAAUAAUGACAGGACAGUGUGUCGGCUCAUCGUUUUGAAUUUCUCUUAAUUUAACUGUGGAUCUCACAGUUAGAUAUAAUUAGCAGCACUUUAAGGAAUAAAUAUAUACAGUAUGUCUGCUCCUUGAUUUCUAUUUUAGUCUUUGCUGACCUAAAUUACACAUUGGAAUUUAGUAUGUUAUGGUAAAAAAAAUUAAAUCAGGACACUGCUAGCACUAAGUGGGAUUAUUCAGGCUUUUUGUGAAAUUGUCCAGAUUGUAGAUCUUCUUUAGCCUAUGAAUGAAAAGUCUUGAGACUAUUGACAGUUGUAUAUCAGUUACUAUUCAAUGGUAUACUUUAGCAAACUAAAAAAACUUGUUUCAAUAAUUCAUUUAAAAAAAUUACAAAUGCUUUUUGUUGACAUUAGUGUUCAUUUUAUAGCUGUGUUCUUUAACUCUUCCAUAGCAGAGGAGGACUCAGCAGUUUAGGGUUCCCAAAUAAUGUAUAUAUAUAUUUUUAAUCCUCAUCCAGGUUAAAACGUCAAAUAACUUAUUUGUUGGUCCACUAGUUGACAGACUCACUGCCAAGCAUCACAAUGUUUUAAUAAUCUUUUAAAAACUGAAAUCAUUUCAAAACUGUCGUGCAAAACUAAACAGGAAAAACGCAAAAUAAAAAAAAAAUUGAGAAUAAAAAUGAAAUGAUUAGGAUCGAACAGGUUAGUGGACCCAUAUUAAUUUUAUUAGUAGUAGUAAUCUGGGAAAACCGACUUAUUUGCUAGCUAACUUACUCUUGACUGGAAUAUUCCAUUGAUGCAGAGGGACGGGGGAGGACCUAACACUUUCACAUGAUCAGUCUCAUGCCAUUUAGACAGAAUGAAGUAAUAAUGAGCGAAGCAUUUAUUUUAGACACUUUUAUUUUUGUUCAGCUCGGGGUCCCAGAGUGUUGGGGGCCCCAGGCAAUUGCCUACCAUUGUCUAAAGGUAAGUCCGCCCCUGUUCUAGAGACAUUAGUUUAAAUAAGCCUAAAACAGACUAAAUCAGACAGUCCCAUUUAUGUGCAAAUAUUUAAGUCCCACUCCAAACCUCUUUUGAUCUAUUUUUCUUUCCAGGGGUCUUUUAAGUAUGAUUUUGCCAUAUAUAGCUAAAAUAAAUAAUAAAAAAACGUUUUCUAGGACGUUUCUGUCGAGCAACAAGAGUUCACUGGAGAGUUGCAUCUUAGUUAUAGGUGGGAUUGUUGGCAUGGAGUAAGCCCGCCCAUAUUCCCGUCAUUCUGUUUACACAGUCUCCCACUAGCUUACAGUCCCUCACAUCCCCAAUCAAACAUCACUGGUGUGACAAAAAUAUAGCAGUUAUUGGAGCUAUCCAGUUGUACAAGAACAUGUUAAAAACACCAAAAACACCAUUUUCUUUAGAGUGGAUUUUUAAGCUAACAUUAAUAAGAUGAAAGUUAGUUCUUAGUUGAUAAACUAAAGUUAAGAUUCAAAUGUUGCUUGGUAGAUUUCUUGGACAUAAUCUAGAAAAACAUGAUAUACAGCAAUUUUAUUUUUUUAAUUUAAUGUUUAUAUUGAUUUUUCUUUUUGUUAAUUUUAUAAUGUAAUGUUAUUAGAGCAUAAAAUAAUAUUUCAGAUGUUUUAUAAAAACAAGAGAUAAAGUUUUACACUUGUUGACUUUAAAAAUCUUUUUUUUUAAUUCUGUUAAAUUAAAAAGAGUUUUCUGGCAGAAGAUUCGCUCAUCAAACGUUCUUUUGUUCUCGAUUUGCACCCAUGCAGCUCCGGUUCCUUCAGUUAUUUUUAGCAAUUUUCAUUCAAUAAAAGGCAUUUAUUUUUAGUAAAAAGGCACGCCCCCUCGGCUCUGACGUCAAUGGAAUCCCGCGCGUGCGUCCCCCAGAAGAGCGUCUUGAGCACGAAGCUGAUUGGCUCGUCUUCCGGAACGCUCUACAACAUAGUUCACCAUAUUUGGACACGGAUCCGCCUCUUUUCUCAGCUCUCUCGCCAAAAUAAAACAAGGUUGCAUAUGGAGUCGUGCUCGUUGGUAAGCGAGCAUGAGCGUGUGUGGAUGGGAGAAUCCUGACAGCAGCUGGAAGAACUGACUGGGAAAUAAUAGAACAUUUAAACAGAAGGAUAUCUGCAUCAAACAGCGAUGCCCUGUGCACAAACCCAGCAUGCAUCCCUGCCCCAUGACAUCUUCUUCAGCUCUGAGCUUGUGAAUCCUGAUCUUAGUCCAAAACUGGUGAUGGAAGCUAAAGGCCAGAGGGACCAGCUCUCUACAUCCUCCCUGCCGAGCAUCAACACCUUGGUGGGCAACGACUAUGCUGGGCAGUUCGAUGCCUUCUCCUGCAAGGUUACCACUGCCCCCGCUGCGUCUACAGUUUCUUUAAGCCACCCGGCAGCAGCAGCAGCUGAUGGCUCCAGUCCACACAUGCAGAACACACCCUUCAAGCUGGACGAUCUCCAGGUGUAUGGCUGCUACCCAGGAUCCUUUGCACUUAGCUGCCUUGAUGAAACCCUCUCAUCAUGCGGCUCAGAAUACUAUGCCACUGUUUCCUCUCCAACCCAGGGAUUUCAGACAGAGUCUGCACCUGUCUGGGAUUCCCCUUUUAGCCCUUUCCCCUCAGCUCCUCCAUGCUCUGUGGACAAGGCUGCCAUGCAGCAGCAGCUCUCCUUUCUGACCUUCAGCCCCUCACUAGAACCACACUCCACUUUGGGGCACCACCAGGAUUCCCUGGCUGGUCCGGACGACCCCUUCUUUCUGUCUUCUCGGCAGCACGUAUACCCUCUCCACUGCCUCCACACCCCUCUGGAAAGUGGACCUAGGGAAAGCCCCUGUGUGGUGGAGGGGGUAAUGAUGUCUCCUAAAACCCCAAACUCAGGCACCAAUGAGGGCCACUGUGCAGUUUGUGGUGACAACGCAUCCUGUCAGCACUAUGGCGUCCGCACCUGUGAAGGAUGCAAAGGUUUCUUCAAGCGAACAGUUCAGAAAAAUGCUAAGUAUGUGUGCCUUGCCAAUAAAGACUGCCCAGUGGACAAGAGGAGAAGAAACCGAUGCCAAUUCUGCCGGUUCCAGAAAUGUCUGGCUGUGGGAAUGGUCAAAGAAGUUGUCCGCACAGACAACCUCAAAGGUCGCAGGGGUCGCCUGCCCUCCAAGCCAAAAACUCUGAUUGAGGCUUCAUCCACGAGCUCCAAUGUCAACAUUAUUGCCUCUCUUGUAAAGGCCCAUUUAGACUCCAAUCCGAGCGCAGGAAAGCUCAACUACUCCAAGUAUCAGGAGAAAUCCAAUCAUUUGAAGGAAAAGGAAGACGCGGGGGAUAUCCAGCAGUUCUACGACCUCCUCACUGGGGCCUUGGAUGUUAUUAGAAAGUGGGCUCAAGCCAUCCCGGGGUUCACAGACUUCUGCAAGGAGGAUCAGGAGCUCCUCCUUGAAUCAGCGUUCGUGGAGCUCUUUAUCCUCCGCCUGGCUUACAGGUCAAAUCCAGAGAAGGAUAAGCUUGUCUUCUGCAACGGCGUGGUCCUGCAUCGACAGCAGUGUGCCCACAGCUUUGGAGACUGGAUCAACUCCAUCAUGGACUUUUCACAGAGCCUCCACCGUAUGAAUUUGGACCUCUCCUUGUUUGCCUGUCUCGCGGCGCUCGUCAUCAUCACCGAUCGCCACGGCCUCAAGGAGCCAAAACGUGUCGAGGACUUCCAAAGUAACCUCAUCCGCUGCUUAAGGGAACAUAUGAGUGAAAAGGGAACAGAACCAAAUCGGAUACAGCCAAACUAUCUCUCUCGGUUGCUAGGCAAACUCCCGGAGCUGAGGACUCUGUGCACACAGGGCUUGCAGCGCAUCUUCUACCUAAAACUGGAGGAUCUGGUCCCUCCUCCACCGAUAGUGGAGAAGAUCUUUAUGGAUACUCUACCAUUCUGAAAAAGAAAGACAAAAAUAGAGGGGAAAAGAAAAUACCUGCUGUUCUUCUGAAUGGAACAUCCCAUAAUGACGUUCUGGCUUU
This is a messenger RNA of Oryzias melastigma (Indian medaka), 5114 nucleotides long. RefSeq names its product probable nuclear hormone receptor HR38. The transcript has 7 exons. The coding region runs from base 3269 to 5032 and encodes 587 amino acids. Gene Ontology annotation, biological process: regulation of transcription by RNA polymerase II; cellular response to corticotropin-releasing hormone stimulus. Gene Ontology annotation, cellular component: transcription regulator complex; nucleus. The record is from RefSeq and is a predicted model, not a curated record. Gene Ontology annotation, molecular function: nuclear glucocorticoid receptor binding; RNA polymerase II cis-regulatory region sequence-specific DNA binding; nuclear receptor activity. NCBI's taxonomy places the organism in Eukaryota, Metazoa, Chordata, Actinopteri, Beloniformes, Adrianichthyidae.